CGAAUGACACGCUACAUUUACGGCAGUCCUGGUCAGAUACACGUUUGGCAUGUUUUGAGUUUCUCAAGCUUCCUGACAAGCGUCUCUUUGUCCUGGCCUGGACAGACUGCCAUCACCAUGGCAACAUCAAGGGAGCAGCAGGAACAGAAAGAGCAGAAGGAUGCUGGGAGUCAGCCUCCAGAGAAGAAGAAGAGGAAGCGAGACAAAAAGUUGCAAAAUGCCGUCCGUGAACAAAUGGAGUUCUACUUCAGUGAUGCCAACUUACAUAGAGACAGGUUCUUAAAGAAAGAGAUGGAGAAAGAGAAAGAAGGAUGGAUUGACCUCUCAGUCAUCCUCAGUUUCAACAAGAUGAAGCAGUUGACUUCAGACCCCAAGAUGGUGGUGAAAUGUCUCAGGAACUCAGAACUUUUGCAGGCAAAUACAGAGAAAACGAAAGUGAGAAGAACAAAGCCACUUGCAGAACCAGUCCAGAUGGAUGAGCGUACAGUAUACGUGGAGUGUCUUCCACGUACUGUGACCCACGAGUGGAUCAAAACGACCUUCAGUGUGUGUGGCAAGGUCGCAUACAUCAGUCUUCCUCGCUUCAAGACAUCUGGAGACACCAAGGGCUUCGCCUUCAUCGAGUUUGAGAAACAGGAAGAGGCAGAGAAGGCUUGCAAGAUGCUGAACAACCCACCAGACCACAUGGUUGGGAAGAUGGGCGUCUUCCCCAAGACCAGAAAAGGACGGCCCAUUCCUGUGCCUACCACUCCACAGGCAACUACAGAGCCACCUUCAACAAGUGAUGAUGCCAGUUCAGAAGGAAAAGGGGGAUGCAAAAGAAAAGGAGGUCACAGAAAAGGAUCCUUCCCACUCAGACACUCUUGAAACUGAUGCGGGAAAGGGGAUAGGGAAAGAUGGAGUAAGAAGUGUCCAUGCUGCAGUAUCAGCAUUGAUAAAGGAGGCAAGGGGAGAGGGAAGGAAACGGCGUGCCACAGACCCAGGAGAGGCACCCUCCACAGAAGAGACACACGCUGCUAAAAUAGUCAAACCAUCUGCCAAACACAGAGGAGAGGAAGGAAGCAUGUCAGACAGUGAGGUGUCCACAAAGGAACGGAGAGGAAAGAGGAAGCUAGAAUCAGUUCUUUCCCAAGAAACAAAUUCCAAGAGGUCAAGACUCGAAGGACACAAGGAGAGCGGGGAGUUGAAAAAGAACAAACGGAAGAGAAAAAAGAAACACAGGGAGGAAAGAAGAAGGGAUAGAGAAACAAAGAAGGGGAAGGAAGAUGUCAGACUGAGAGUGAUUCCCAAGAAAGAGUGGUUAAAACUCAAGAACCAGUACCUGACCAUGCAGAAAGCAAAUAUGUCAAACUUGAAGAAGUCUUUGGUAACCUUGAGCUCCAGCCACCAAAAUGGCAAGACAGCUGGAGAAGCAAAGCAGCCAGCAGAAGCAGAGAAGACAAAGGUAGAGAGGAAAGCCCCUGAGUUUGUGGAGGGUGUUGUUGUGAAGGUGACACCUGCUGAACCUCUGGAGUCCAGACAGAAACUAAGGGACCAGCUGCUGCCCUGUGGAGACAUUGCCUACCUGGACAUACAGGAGGGCAUGACAGAGGGUUAUGUCAGAUUCAAGACUUCCAUAGGAGCACAGAAGGCAACUGAAAAAUAUGGCGAGAUAGUCACUCUAAAAGGAGAGGAAGAGAAGGAGUACUGGGACAAGGUCACAGCAGACUGGGAGAAAAAGUUCCAGUCACCAACCCAGAAAGAGAAGAAAAAGAAAAAGAAGAUGAGGGGAACAAGGAAGUUGCUGGAGAGAGCAGAAAAGGCAGCAGCUCUACAGAGAAAACACAUUCACUUUGAUGGAGACUGAAGAUUGUUGAGAGAGUGGUGAACAGUGGUCCGCAUCACUUGAGAUCAUUUAGAACUGUGACAACAUUGUAGUGACCACACAACAAAGAAUGCAGCUAUGAAGUUCAUGAUGUCUUACUCGGAACUGUAUACAAGGAAUUAAACAUAACAUGUAAUAUGCAGUUAUACUACACAGUACAUACUCAUGUACUAGACCAAACAUUGGUCACUUUGAAUUUAGAAAGACACUGCUAAUUUGGUAGCCUGAGUAAAUCACGUUUAUAGUGGCCUUCCCGUUUAAGUCACGCUUUUGACGUGCCGAUUAUUGCCUUGGGCAUUGAGUAUGUACGUACUAUCCAAUUACUGCUGAAGCUCCUUACACUCGCUGCUUUUUUUCAGGGCAUUGAGCGUAGGGAGUCCCGGCAGUAACCGGAUGGUACACCCAGGCUAAGGUUGUGUUUCACAGACUACUUAUAUAGGUGGUCUAUUUUAGUGUUAUCAAAUAUCACCAGUAUAGACAUUUUUGAUGUGAAAUGACUUCAUUAUACAUUCAAUUGCAAGCUGAAAUGUAAGGCUUUGAUUAGAUUAUCACAUCAUCCAAGGUCCUGGUAGCCUUUUAGAUCUUAACUGACAUUAAGCAGAGCACUUGUUGUUGUACAUUAAUGCUGAAGCUGCAUCUUGUAAAAGUAAUACAAAUACAUGUAUCUUAUUAAACAGUAUCACACUAUUACCUGAGGAAAAAUCAAAGAUAGUCUGUUUUUAGAUUAGUUGAUAUUAUAUAUCACUUAGGAAUUGUGCCAAGAAUAUGGUUGCAAGUUGACUGACAACCAACACUCGCCACCGAACCAUGUGGAAAGAGACUGAAAAGUUGGAAGACCUCAUUGUUAAGAGAUUGAUUGACAAGAUAUCAUAAUGUUUCUGGAAGAAAGCAUGCUCUUCUAACUUUAUGUGUAGUGAGCCAGAAUUGAAUUGUGUGGCUGAACUCAGGCACUUCCUUCGAUUUCCAAAUGUCCAGUGUCUUUUCAAAUCAUAAGUUACCAGGGUCAGAUGAUGAUCUUCCUGUUUCUGUUGAAAAUGCAGAGAACAAAGAUAGAACAAAGUAUUUGUGAACAUGUUUUAUGAAUUUUCAAUGUUAGUUUGAAUAUUCAUCAGUGUUGAUAGAAGUCAUUCUGAAGCAUCAUUUUGAAGCAUAGUUGAACCAUAAUUCUCAACACAACGAUUAAUUUUGAUUUGCCCAAAUUUUUUACUAUUCAACUCUUUAUCAAGGAAUGACCAAGACUGUGGUUAGUUAGACAGUAGGAAAUUUGAAUAAUUCCAAUUUUUAUGUUGGAAAUUAACGUUACAGAUCAAUGUUGCAUUGACAUUUUGUCAGUUUGUAGCAAGUUUGUGAAGGUCAUCGACUUCCGAUGGAUGAACAUCACCAUCAGUAAGUUGUAAUUUUACAGUUUUCAAAGCAGUUUGUUGCUAUCAUUUACUAUGAUGAUAAAAUGUAUGCCACACUUAAAAGUUACAUUCAACACAGCAAUGAAAAAUUAAAUGGCACUGUUGAUGAA
Molecule: messenger RNA, 3377 nt
Organism: Branchiostoma floridae (Florida lancelet)
Lineage: Eukaryota; Metazoa; Chordata; Leptocardii; Amphioxiformes; Branchiostomatidae
Product: la-related protein 7-like
Biological process (GO): RNA processing
Cellular component (GO): nucleus
Molecular function (GO): mRNA binding
Source: RefSeq, a predicted model, not a curated record